GCUCAGUUUCUGGGCUCCAGAGCAAAGGAUGGUCAAACCACAGGAGCAAGACCAGGCCCUCCUGUCCAGCCCAGCUCCUCCCAUUCAGCAAGGGCACUUGCUCUUCCCGGUUCUCACCAGAGAGGCACAAGCGCUCCGUCCCCUCCCGAGGCAGGCGCGAAGGGAAGAGAAAGGCUCUGUUGUUUUUCUCUCCUUCUUUCUCUCUUCUCCCUCGCUGCCGAUCAGCAAGCUGCUGACCGGGUCAGGAAGCCCUGAUGGCCAUCCUCCAGGACGGGGCAGGCCCCUCCUCCAUCCGAGAGUUUGUCCUUGACUAAUUUCUCUUUGUCCCGAUGGGGGAGCAAAGAGAGAAAGAAAAGAAGAAAGAAAAUAGCCACAAACUUCCUCUGAAAGCCGGCUUGGAGUCAGGGCCUGGAGCUAACGCCCUGGACGCAACGACUCCUGAAGCCUGAGGAGGUGCUGGGCGCCCAGUGAGCUUGGGACUGCUGGCCUGUCGGCCCCCGCCCGCCCCGGGUGCCCCCAGGCUGUGGGCGUGAAUCGGGAAGUAGCCGUGACCAGGCGGAGAACAGCGCUCCUGAAUGUGGAGACGCUCUAGCUUUGACAGCUGGGAGGCAGCAGGGGCUGUGGCAGCGCCCUUCAUGGUCCCCACCUGCCCGCAGGGAUUGAACGAGCUGAACUCUGCAUCCGUGCUUUAAGGCACUUCGACUCCACCUUCCUGGGACAAUUCAGUCCCACUGGAAUUGUCCUUCCCAAGGCUGUCCUUUGUUGGUUCUCUCUGGUCGCAGCAAGUUAGAGGUGACAGGCACUCCACUUGAGGCCCUUCUGUUGAUCCAGACCUCGGAAGCAGCCAGCCUCUGUCUGGUAGCCUAGAGUGUUGCACUCACAUUUCAGCCCCAGGACCUGUGUGUCUCUGGUUGAGCGCCUGUCCAAUGACUCCUCUCCUCUUGGGUCCGCCUCCCUUUUACACCCCAAGUCUAGACUAGACGAAUUUCCAGAAGAACCUCUUCAGGGGGUGUCUCUGACCAUGGACCACCAGGAACAAGAGCCUCCAGCUUCAGCAGAGGCUAGGACUGCAGAUACAGCAAGCCUGGAAGAUCCUGAGGUCCCCUUAGAGCCAGCAGAGCUCCCUCUCAGCAAGGACACCAGAGACGCUGACAAGGCAGCUGGACCACAGGAGCUGGCAGGCCCAGCCCAGGAGCUGCCUGCCCAGAGGCAGGAGCCUGCAGACCCAGCCCAGGAACCACCUGCCCAGAGCCUGGAUGGCCUCAAGGACCCUUCACCUGGUGCAGACUCCAGCCAACUAGAGCCAGCCCAGCAGGCAGGGUCUGAGGUAGAGACAGUGGGGGCCAGCCCCAGGCCCCAGGAGCCUCUUCAGUCCCCCAGGGCUCGACAGUCUGAGGUGGAUUUCUACUGUGUCAAAUGGAUCCCCUGGAAGGGAGAGCGCACUCCCAUUAUCACCCAGAGUACCAAUGGCCCUUGCCCUCUCCUUGCCAUCAUGAAUAUCCUCUUUCUUCAGUGGAAGGUGAAACUGCCUCCCCAGAAGGAAGUCAUCACAUCAGAUGAGCUCAUGGCCCAUUUGGGAGACUGCCUCCUGUCCAUCAAGCCCCAGGAGAAGUCAGAGGGCCUUCAGCUCAAUUUCCAGCAGAAUGUGGAAGAUGCAAUGACUGUGCUGCCAAAACUGGCCACAGGCCUGGAUGUCAAUGUGCGCUUCACGGGUGUCUCAGAUUUUGAGUACACACCUGAGUGCAGCAUCUUUGACCUGCUGGGCAUACCUCUCUACCACGGCUGGCUGGUCGACCCACAGAGUCUCGAAGCUGUGAGUGCAGUUGGGAAGCUCAGUUACAACCAGCUGGUGGAGAAGAUCAUCACUUGCAAACACUCCCAGGACACCAAUCUGGUGACGGAAGGCCUAAUAGCAGAGCAGUUCUUGGAGACAACGGCAGCACAGCUGACCUACCAUGGCCUGUGUGAACUGACAGCCACCGCCAAGGAGGGGGAGCUCUGCGUCUUCUUCCGCAACAACCACUUCAGCACGAUGACUAAGCACAAGAGUCACCUGUACCUGCUGGUGACAGACCAGGGCUUCCUCCAGGAGGAGCAAGUGGUGUGGGAGAGCCUGCACAACGUGGACGGGGACAGCUGCUUCUGUGACUCCGACUUUCACCUGAGUCAUUCCCUGGGCAAGGACCCUGGAGCGGAAGGGGGGAGUGGCUCUCCAGAAAAGCAGCGGCAGCUCGAUCAGCAGCAGCAGCAGCCACAAGGUGCAGUGGGUCUCAGUGACUUGGAACUGGCCCAGCAGCUGCAGCAAGAGGAGUACCAACAGCAACAGGUGGGCCAGCCCGCACAGGUGCGGGGCCCACUGCCGCAGGUGAGCCUCAGCUCCUCCUCCUUCUCUGGGCUUAUCCCACACCCCUGGCAUUCUCACCCUGCUUUGGUGUCCACAAGACCCAGGUUAGAGUCUGGCCCUCAUCACCCUGGAGGAAGCUUCUAUACUGUGAUCUCUUUCCCUUUCUCCCUCUGUUUCUUGAUUUUUUUUUUUUUUUUUUGGAGAGGGGAUGAGAAGAUAGAGUGGGGGAGAGAAAGAGAGAGACCUGCAGACCUGCAUCACCACUUGUGAAAUGUCCCCCUUGCAGGUCGGGAGCUGGGGGCUUGAACUGAGAUCCUUGUGUGGGCCCUUGCGCUUUGUACUAUAUGCACUUAACCUGCCCCAAACCCUUCUCACUCUUUUAAAGGAAGGGGUUAAUGCCUUGAUUUUGUUCUUAUAUUGCUUUCUUUUUUCAAAAGAUUUAUCUUUUUUUAAUUUUUAAGUAUUUUUCUUUUCUUUUUUUAAAUUUUAUUCUAGAGAAAGAUACAGAAGGAGAGAGACCAGAGCACAGCUCUGGCUUAUGGUAUUCUGGGGAUUGAACCUGGAACUGAGGAGUCUCAGGCAUGAAAGCCUUUUACAUAACCAUUAUGCUGUCUCCCCAACCCUUAUUAUUUUUUUGCAUAGAGACAAGGAAAGUAAAAGAGACCCCAGCACCAAAGUUUCUUUCAAUGCAGUGGAAACUGGGCUCGAACCGGGGGCAUGCACAUGGCAAAGCAGCACACUGUUCAAGUGAGCUAUUUUGCUACUUCUGUCUCUCUAAAGAAAGUACGGGGGUCUGGGCAGUAGCGCAGCAGGAUAAGUGCACAUGGUGCAAAGCGCAAGGACUGGCAUAAGGAUCCCAGUCCAAGCCCCUGGCUCCCAACCUGGAGGGGGGUUGCUUCAGAAGCAGUGAAGCAGGUCUGCAGGUGUCUAUCUUUCUCUCCCCCUCUGCCUUCCCCAUCUCUCUACAUUUCUCUCUGUCCUGUCCAACAACAGCAAUAACAAUAAUAACAACAACAACAAGGGCAACAAAAAUAGGGAAAAAUGGCCUCCAGGAGCAGUGGAUUCAUAGUGCAAGCCCCAGCGAUGACCCUGGAGGCAAAAAAAAAAAAAAAGUACGUGGGCAGGCAAGGUGACUCACUGGGAUCGGUCACUUGCUUUAUCAUGUGCACAAGACCCAGUGGAUCCUAGCUCCCACUGCACUAGUGGAAGCUUUAGUGCUGUGAAGUUGUUCCCUCCCUUUUUAAUAUUUAUGAGAACCAAAGCAUCCAUCUAACACUUGUGAUGCUGGGGAUCAAACUCAGUACCUCAUGCUUGUAAGUCCAACAUUUUAACCACUGUGCUACUUCCUGGGUAUCUGUCUCUUUCUUUCUUCCUUCCUUUCUUUCUUUCUUCCUUUCUUUUUUUUUUU
This is a messenger RNA of Erinaceus europaeus (western European hedgehog), 3752 nucleotides long. RefSeq names its product MINDY lysine 48 deubiquitinase 1 (gene MINDY1). The transcript has 10 exons. Gene Ontology annotation, biological process: protein K48-linked deubiquitination. The record is from RefSeq and is a predicted model, not a curated record. Gene Ontology annotation, cellular component: cell periphery; cytosol. The coding region runs from base 1022 to 2614 and encodes 530 amino acids. Gene Ontology annotation, molecular function: cysteine-type carboxypeptidase activity; K48-linked deubiquitinase activity; cysteine-type deubiquitinase activity. Lineage: Eukaryota; Metazoa; Chordata; Mammalia; Eulipotyphla; Erinaceidae.